This is a messenger RNA of Hyaena hyaena (striped hyena), 2586 nucleotides long. RefSeq names its product macrophage scavenger receptor 1 (gene MSR1). Gene Ontology annotation, molecular function: scavenger receptor activity. Bases 98 to 1150 code for a protein of 350 amino acids. The record is from RefSeq and is a predicted model, not a curated record. Gene Ontology annotation, biological process: receptor-mediated endocytosis. The transcript is spliced from 9 exons. Lineage: Eukaryota; Metazoa; Chordata; Mammalia; Carnivora; Hyaenidae. Gene Ontology annotation, cellular component: membrane.
CAGUUGCUGAAAUACUAUGUGAUAAAGAUUUUAGGUCUCAGUUGUAAAGAGAGGAAAGUGGAAAAAUCAGUGCUGCCGUCUUUAGGACAAACGAAGUAUGGAACCGUGGGAUAGGUUUCCUGAUCAGCAGGAUGACACUGAUAGCUGCUCAGAAUCUGUGAAGUUUGAUGCCCGCUCCAUGACCGCCUUGCUUCCUCUGAGUCCUAAAAAUGGUCCUACCCUUCAAGAGAAACUGAAGUCUCUCAAAGCUGCACUGAUUGCCCUUUAUCUUCUUGUGUUUGUCGUUCUCAUGCCUAUCAUCGGAAUAAUGGCAGCACAACUCCUGAAGUGGGAAAUGAAGAAUUGUACAGUUGGUUCAAUUAAUGGAAACGAUAUAUCUCAAAGUCUCAUAGGAAAAGCAAAUGACAGCGAAGAAGAGAUGAGAUUUCGAGAAGGUGUUAUGGAACAAAUGAACAACAUGGAGAAGAGAAUCCAAUUUCUUUCAGAUACAGAAGCCAAUCUCAUAGAUUCAGAGCAUUUCCAAAAUUUUAGUCUGGUGACUGAUCAAAGAUUCAGUGAUGUUCUUCUCCAGCUGAGUACCUUGGUUUCCUCAGUUCAGGGACACGGAAAUGCAGUAGAUGAAAUCUCCAAGUCAUUAAUCAGUCUGAAUACCACAUUGCUUGAUUUGCAGCUCAAUAUUCAAACACUGAAUGGCAAAGUCCAAGAUAAUACAAUGAAACAGCAAGAGGACAUGAAUAGAUUAGAGGAGCGUGUGUACAAUGCAUCAGCAGAAAUUAUGUCUAUGAAAGAAAAACAAAUGAAUUUGGAACAGGAAAUAAAAGGAGAAGUGAAACUACUGAAUAAUAUCACUAAUGAUCUCAGACUGAAAGAUUGGGAACACUCUCAGACGUUGAAAAAUAUCACUUUAAUUCAAGGUCCUCCUGGACCCCCAGGUGAAAAAGGAGAUAGAGGUCCCGCUGGAGAAAGUGGUCCGCGAGGCAUUCCAGGUGCAGUAGGUCCUCCAGGCCCUAAAGGUGAUCGGGGAGCGAUUGGAUUUCCUGGAAGCCGAGGAUUCCCAGGACCCAUGGGCAAGACCGGGAGGGCAGGAAAUCCUGGACCAAAAGGCCAGAAGGGAGAAAAAGGGAGUGGAAGCUUGCUAAGACCAGUAUAACUCCCUGAUCGUAUUUGGGCAGGGCCCUUUUAAGAUCAGGCGGGUUGGGCAAGACACCCUCUGCUACCAUCUCAUUAAAAGGCCCUUCACCUCUGGACAAGUCAUGCGCACAACUGACUCCAAGAUCCCUUUGUGGCUCCUUCAAAUGACUCUGGUUCCUGUGUGGUACCCAGGCUCCACAUGGCUUUCUCUCUGGGUCCUUGGUGCUGUUGGGGCUCUUUUCCCAUGCUCAGACCUCUCCCCACUCCAGUAGCCCGCCAUCCCCACCAUCUGCGAGCACCCUUAGUCGGGAUGCCUCCCACGUAGUGACUGGCAAGCUGCUCCUGCCAGUUCUCAGAGCGAGACCAGGAGCCCUCUGCCACCCACUCAUCUAAUGUCUUACUGAGCCUGCGUUAACCCACUGGGUUCUAGGAGACAUCUCAUGGAUAUUGAUCAUAGAUGGGUUCUUGACAUUCAGAAACCAUACUCUUAACAAUUGACAGGGAGGACAUAAAAGAAAACCCCUUCAUUCAUUCAUUCACAUUCAUAUUCAUGCAGCAUAUGUUCAUUGUGUGCCUCCUGGAGCUGAGCAUCACGGCUAAUAAGAUCACUGUUGUCUCUUGCCCAUUUAGAGCCACUUUUCCCUGAAAUCCCUAGAUGUGUUAACAGGCAAUUAGACAACACAGCAGAGCUAUAUUGGGGGUAGGAAUAGGGCUCUACACAUAUUCAGAGGAGAUCAAGACUGUUAAAUUCUUUAAGAUAUUAAAAAAUAUUCGUUUUUAUUUGCUUAUUCUACCUUCUUAUCUGCUUAUUCUACAAAUUGUACACACACACACACACACACACACACACCUUUUUUUAGGUUUAUAGUGAGGUGAAGUAGAGCUUGGACAGUUCUUUCAACACAUGUACACCAAAAAAUCAAAACUUGUUUCCUGAAGUUACCUGGCUAUGUCAAGCAAAUAUUUUGAUCAUGAAAAAAUAAUGCUGAAAACGCUCUACUCCAAAAAGCUCUUUGUAUUUUAUGCUUUAAGUAUCUAGUAUAGGUCCUGCAGAUAAAGAAGUAUUUCCGUAGAACUGGAAAUAUUUAAUGUAGGUGAAGAAAGGGAUGAAAAAGAGAAAGAGGAAGAAAAAAAGGAAGAAAAGGCAGACUGAAACAAGGAACAGGAAAAAUGUAGGGUACCGUGUUGUUUUUGAGGUUCUCUCUGUUUAUUAACAAAUCACAUUUUCACAUGUCUCAUUUUCUCCAAGAUUUACAGAUAGUCCCAGGCAUCACAGUCCUUGAUUUCUAGUAGAGUUCUAAGUACUGUGUCCAUGUGUCUCUCAGCCCUUCCAUUCCCUCUCCUAGCAAACUGACAUCAUGACACCUACCUCACAGGGUUGUUGUGAGGAUCGCAUGAGAUACCGUGUGUGUGAAGAUGUUCUCUGUAAAAUUAUAAAGUGCUUUAAACACCUAA